UAACUUAACUUCAAAGGAAAAGAGAAUUGAAGAUCACCAAAAUCCACCAGCAGCACAAACCAACGGUGUGUCGGUGGAAUAAAAUUCGUUAACAUCUGAAUCGAUCUGAAUCAAUGAGAGGAAUGCAAAACUUACCAACAAUGGAUCUGUUGCGAUCAGAGCCAAUGCAGUUAGCUCGGAUCAUUAUUCCCUUUGAAUCUGCUCAUCAAACUGUUUCUUAUCUUGGUGACUUAGGCCUUUUUCAGUUUAAAGAUCUCAAUGCAGGAAAGAGUCCAUUCCAGAGGACAUUUGCUACUCAGAUUAAAAGGUGUGGAGAGAUGGCACGUAAGCUACGUUUUUUCAGGGAUCAAAUGACAAAGGCUGGCCUUUUAGUCUCUACAUGGUCUGCAUAUGGCUCAGAAAUUAGUCUAGAUGAACUGGAGGUGAAACUUGGAGAACUUGAAUCUGAGCUGAUUGAGAUGAACGCUAACACUGAAAAGCUACAGCGUGCUCAUAAUGAACUUCUGGAAUAUAAGCUUGUUUUGCAAAAGGCUGGUGACUUUUUCCAUCAUGCUCAAAGAAGUGCUGCAGUAGAACAAAGAGAAUCUGGCGAACAUCGCCUUGGUGAAGGAUCCAUGGACAGUCCUUUGUUAUUAGAACAAGAAAUGACAACUGAGCUUUCGAAACAAGUUAAACUGGGGUUUAUAAGUGGCCUUGUCCCAAGAGAUAAAGCAUUGGCCUUUGAAAGGAUCCUAUUUCGUGCAACCAGGGGUAAUGUCUUCUUGAAACAAAAUGUUGUGGAAGAGAGUGUCACCGAUCCCAUGCAAGGAGAGCAGGUGGAGAAAAAUGUGUUUGUUGUCUUUUACUCUGGAGAAAGGGCAAAGAACAAGGUGUUAAAGAUAUGUGAUGCAUUUGGAGCAAAUCGUUAUCCCUUUGCAGAUGACAUAGGAAAACGAUACCAAAUGAUUACUGAGGUAUCCGAAAAACUUUCAGAGUUAAAAACUACCAUUGAAGUUGGAACAUUGCACUGGAGCAGUGUUGUACAGUCUAUUGCUAAUCAAUUUGAACAGUGGAACAAUAUGGUGAAGAAAGAGAAAUCUACCUACCACACCUUGAAUAGUCUAAGUUUUGACGUGACCAAGAAAUGCCUCGUUGCUGAAGGAUGGUGUCCUGUUUUUGCUACAACUCAGAUCCAAACAGCUUUGCAGCGGGCAACAAUUGACAGUAAUUCACAGGCUGGAGCCAUAUUCGAGAUUCUGCAUACUAAGGAAUCACCACCCACAUAUUUUCGUACAAACAAAUUUACUUCUGCUUUUCAAGAAAUUGUAGAUGCUUAUGGGGUGGCAAAGUACCAAGAAGCAAAUCCUGGUCUUUUCACAGUUGUUACUUUCCCUUUUCUAUUUGCGGUCAUGUUUGGGGACUGGGGCCAUGGUAUAUGCUUGUUUCUCGCCACACUAUUUCUUAUUCUGAGGGAAAAGAAAUAUUCUAGUCAGAAGCUAGGAGACAUCAUGGAAAUGGCAUUUGGCGGUCGUUAUGUUAUCAUAAUGAUGUCAAUUUUUUCAAUCUACACGGGACUUAUAUAUAAUGAGUUCUUCUCUGUCCCAUUUGAACUCUUUGGGCGCUCAGCGUAUGAUUGCCGUGAUUCUUCCUGCAGGGAUGCUACUACAAUAGGAAUGAUCAAGGUACGGGACACCUAUCCAUUUGGUGUAGAUCCUAUGUGGCAUGGAACUCGCAGUGAAUUACCAUUUCUUAACUCACUGAAGAUGAAAAUGUCAAUCUUACUGGGAGUGGCUCAGAUGAAUCUUGGAAUCAUUUUGAGUUACUUCAAUGCAAAGUUUUUCCGAAAUGACAUAAACAUUUGGUACCAGUUUAUUCCCCAGAUGAUAUUCUUGAACAGUUUGUUUGGCUACCUUUCACUACUCAUCAUUGUGAAAUGGUGUAUCGGUUCUCAAGCUGAUUUAUACCAUGUAAUGAUAUAUAUGUUCCUGAGUCCUACAGAUGAUUUAGGGGAGAAUCAGCUUUUCUGGGGCCAAAAAUAUAUUCAGAUACUACUAUUAUUGCUAGCACUAGUUGCUGUACCGUGGAUGUUAAUCCCCAAGCCACUUCUAUUGAAGAAGCAACAUGAGAAAAGGCACCAAGGCCAAGCUUAUGCGCCACUUCACAGCCUUGAUGAUAAUCUUGAGUCAGAUUUGGAGGAUGGCGAUGACAAAUCUCAUGGUGAACAUGAGGAAUUUGAGUUUAGUGAAGUUUUGGUGCAUCAAUUAAUACAUACUAUUGAAUUUGUUCUUGGUUCAGUGUCUAACACAGCUUCUUAUCUACGUCUUUGGGCUCUAAGUCUAGCACAUUCAGAGCUUUCGAGUGUAUUUUAUGAAAAGGUCCUGCUACUUGCUUGGGGCUACAACAACGUGUUCAUACUGAUAAUUGGCAUCAUCGUUUUUAUUUUUGCAACCGUGGGUGUACUCCUGGUGAUGGAGACUUUGAGUGCCUUCCUGCAUGCGCUGAGGCUUCACUGGGUAGAAUUCCAGAACAAGUUCUACGAUGGAGACGGUUACAAAUUCUGUCCGUUUUCAUUUGCUUCAAUUAGUGAAGAAGAAGACUGAUAUGCAAUUUUUUUUGAAGCAUUUCAUGCAUUCUAUACUUCAGUAUAUUCUUUCACAUUGGUUACUUGAAGGUGGGGUAUUAUUUUUUUUCUUUUUCUUUUACAUAUAUAGGUUUUCUUUGUAUUUAUGUGCAUUUCUUACCACAACAUAUAUAGCAUGUAUAAUUGCCAUUGCAUUCAUUACUAUUCAAUGCAUGUAAAAUCAUGAUUGAAUGAGCCAAAAAUGUAAUGUUAUGCUACCCACAUAUUUGAAGUGA
This is a messenger RNA of Erigeron canadensis, 2835 nucleotides long. RefSeq names its product V-type proton ATPase subunit a3-like. NCBI's taxonomy places the organism in Eukaryota, Viridiplantae, Streptophyta, Magnoliopsida, Asterales, Asteraceae. Gene Ontology annotation, cellular component: vacuolar proton-transporting V-type ATPase complex; vacuolar proton-transporting V-type ATPase, V0 domain. The coding region runs from base 114 to 2579 and encodes 821 amino acids. Gene Ontology annotation, molecular function: ATPase binding; proton-transporting ATPase activity, rotational mechanism. Gene Ontology annotation, biological process: vacuolar acidification; proton transmembrane transport. The transcript has 18 exons. The record is from RefSeq and is a predicted model, not a curated record.